This is a messenger RNA of Neomonachus schauinslandi (Hawaiian monk seal), 4458 nucleotides long. It is a transcript of the gene STON2, whose product is annotated as stonin 2. Lineage: Eukaryota; Metazoa; Chordata; Mammalia; Carnivora; Phocidae. Gene Ontology annotation, cellular component: synaptic vesicle; AP-2 adaptor complex. Gene Ontology annotation, molecular function: clathrin-cargo adaptor activity. Gene Ontology annotation, biological process: regulation of endocytosis; clathrin-dependent endocytosis; synaptic vesicle endocytosis. The coding region runs from base 74 to 2941 and encodes 955 amino acids. The transcript is spliced from 7 exons. The record is from RefSeq and is a predicted model, not a curated record.
UACCUCCACCCCAGACAUUACUCUGGGGUCUGUCUGAGGCCAUCAGUGUGAAGAUGAUCAGUGCCUUCCUAGCAUGACGACCUUGGACCAUGUGAUUGCCACCCACCAGUCAGAGUGGGUCUCCUUCAAUGAGGAGCCACUUUUUCCUGUCCCUUCCGAGGGGGUCGCCGAAGAGCACCUCCCAGCACUGUCGUCUUACUCAGACCAGUCUGAGAGCUCCUCCGGGGAGAACCAAGCGGCAGAAAGAGGCUCUCAGGAGCUUUCCCACUCAGAGCAGGAUGACUCCUCUGAAAAGCUGGGCCUCAUCUCUGAAGCGACCUCCCCUCCUGGGAGUCCCGAGCAGCCCCCACCUGACCUGGCCUUCGCCAUCAGCAACUGGGUUCAAUUUGAAGACGACAUGCCCUGGGCCAGCACAUCACCAUCUCAGAAGGAAACAGGUGAGACAGCCUUACCAUUGACCGUGCCCUGCUGGACGUGCCCUUUCUUCGACUCCCUGAGGAGAUGCCCUCUGACCUCCGAGAGCAGCUGGACCACACAUUCUGAAGAUACCAGUAGUCCUAGUUUUGAUCCCUCAUACACAGACCUGCAGCUCAUCAGUGCUGAGGAGCAGAGGAGUGGCAAGGCUUCUCAGGCUGACUCAACUGACGAGAGGACGGAGUGGCAGACAGGCAGGCAGUCGGCGGUGAGCCCUGUUCAAGCAUGCACGGAGCAUACCUCUACCUGCACCCAGGGCCUGGACCCCUCGGCACCCCUGCCCCACCCCAGGAGGAGUCAGAGCCCCUGCGAGGGUCCGGAGGGGGCCUCUGCUCCCAAUGACAGUUCUUCCUCAGUCCAGGAAGAUGAAGAGGUAGAGAUGGAGGCCAUCAGCUGGCAGGCCAGUAGUCCAGCCAUGAAUGGACAUCCUGCCACUCCACUGACCUCUGCUCGUUUCCCCAGCUGGGUCACUUUUGAUGACAAUGAGGUCAGCUGCCCUUUGCCACCAGUCACCUCUCCCCUGAAGCCAAACCCACCACCUGUUGCAUCUGUGAUCCCAGAUGUGCCUCAUCACUCAGCUGGGUCAUUUAAGAAGAGGGAACGUCCCAAGAGCACUUUGAUGAACUUUUCCAAAGUUCAGAAGCUGGACAUCUCAUCCUUAAACCAUCCACCUUCCGUAACCGAGGCUCCACCUUGGAGGGCAACCAAUCCUUUCCUGAAUGAGACUCUGCAGGAUGUCCAACCCUCCCCUAUCAACCCUUUCAUUGCUUUCUUUGAGGAGCAGGAGAGGCGCUCCCAAAACAGUUCCAUUUCCAGUGCCACAGGCAAGAGCCAAAGAGAUUCUCUCAUUGUCAUCUAUCAGGAUGCCAUCAGUUUUGAUGACUCAAGCAAAAACCAGUCCCACUCUGAUGCUGUUGAAAAACUCAAACAACUCCAGAUUGAUGAUCCGGAUCGUUUAGGCAGUGUGACAUUACCAGAUGAUGACCCUAUAGCCUGGGUUGAACUAGAUGACCACCCACCUGGUUCAGCACUGUCCCAGCCCAGGGAUGGGUGGCCAAUGAUGCUAAGGAUCCCUGAGAAGAAAAACAUCAUGUCAUCUAGGCACUGGGGCCCCAUCUACAUCAAACUGACAGACAGUGGUUACCUGCAGUUGUAUUAUGAGCAGGGUCUAGAAAAACCAUUCCGUGAGUUCAAGCUGGAGAUCUGCCAUGAAAUUUCGGAACCCCGGCUCCAAAACUAUGACGAGAAUGGCAGGAUCCACAGCUUGCGAAUAGACCGUGUCACCUACAAGGAGAAGAAGAAAUACCAGCCCAAACCUGCUGUGGCCCACACAGCAGAGAGGGAACAAGUGAUUAAGCUGGGCACCACCAAUUAUGAUGACUUCCUGAGUUUCAUCCGCGCUGUUCAAGACCAGCUCAUGAACCUGCCAGUGUUGUCAAUGGACUUGAGCACAGUUGGCUUGAACUACCUUGAAGAGGAGAUUACUGUGGAUGUCAAGGAUGAAUUCUCUGGCAUUGUGAGCAAAGGAGACAACCAGAUUCUCCAGCACCAUGUCUUGACACGGAUCCACAUUCUGAGUUUCCUCUCUGGGCUGGCAGAGUGCCGCCUGGGCCUCAACGAUGUCCUCGUCAAAGGGAACGAAAUAGUUUCCCGGCAAGACAUCAUGCCCACCACCACCACAAAGUGGAUCAAGCUCCAUCAGUGCUGUUUUCAUGGGUGUGUGGAUGAGGAUGUAUUCAACAACUCACGGGUUAUUCUGUUCAACCCUUUGGAUGCCUGCCGGUUUGAGCUCAUGCGGUUCAGGACAGUAUUUGCGGAGAAGACCUUGCCUUUCACACUCAGGACAGCAGCAAGCAUCAACGGGGCAGAGGUGGAGGUGCAGAGCUGGCUUAGGAUGUCAGCCGGCUUCUCCUCUAACCGAGACCCGCUCAUUCAGGUUCCCUGUGAGAAUGUGAUGGUUCGUUACCCUGUGCCCAGUGAGUGGGUGAAAAACUUCCGCAGGGAAAGCGUCCUGGGGGAAAAGUCUUUAAAAGCCAAAGUGAACCGGGGGGCGAGUUUUGGCUCAACUAGUAUGUCUGGCUCUGAGCCUGUCAUGAGAGUAACUCUGGGAACUGCCAAGUAUGAACAUGCCUUCAACUCCAUUGUGUGGAGGAUAAACCGACUGCCUGACAAAAAUUCAGCUUCUGGUCACCCACACUGUUUCUUCUGCCACCUUGAACUUGGCUCUGACCGGGAAGUGCCUUCCGGAUUUGCCAAUCAUGUGAAUGUUGAGUUCAGCAUGCCCACAACUUCUGCCUCCAAAGCCACUGUAAGAUCCAUCUCCGUGGAAGACAAGACUGACAUCAGGAAGUGGGUCAAUUAUUCCGCACACUAUAGCUAUAAGGUGGAAAUUGAGCAAAAGAAGAGUUUGAAGCCGGACUUUGAAGGAGAUGAAAUGGAAAAUCCCAAGGAGUGUGGGGUCCAGUGAUGAAGCCCUCUUGCAAGGGGGCCUGACCCAAGCGUCAUGAUAGGAUGUCUUCCUGAGCAGCCGGAGUUUAAGGCAGUACCCACCAUGGCUACUCUGGGCUGGGAACAGUAUAUUGGACCUUCCUGUGUGUAGUUACCUGUAAUCUAACAGGAAACCUUGAGGUGAUUGCGUUGGAGAGCCUCUGAUGUGCCUGAAGCAGCUGGUUCCCCUGACUUUUGGAGCUUAUUGUCUAAUUAAGCCUCCCUCUCUUUGCUCUGUUUCUCUUGUAGUACUUGAGUGUGGCUUGUUGUGACUACUGGAGUCAGGAAGAGAACCUUCCACAUCAGUGUUGGCAGGAUUUCCUUCUGGUGUCCAUCUGUCACUUCCAUGAUUUUCUAGAAAACACAGUCUUGAGAAUCCCCCUCUGUCACGCCCUCUAGAAAAGGUUCAGAAGAGGUACAAAACAGAUUUCCUCUUUGGGUCUCCUAGGCUUGGGUAUGUGUCUCCAUUCUUUCAAUGUUAACACUAUGCAACAGAAGUUUUCAAGACAUUUCCCUCCCAGUUUUGGAUUGUUUUGAUGGAAACACUUUUUCCGUCUCUCUAGUCCCAGGGUUCACCACCCUGAGUCACAAUACACAAUGGAAAAAAGGCACAAUAGGAUACUUUUUUAUUCUGUGAUUAGCCCCACAUUCUGCAAAGGGUGGCUAUGGAAGGGAAAGCAAAAUUGAGCUUAUUUUUCUUCAUUCUGGGGGAAAAGGGACAUUAAUUGUAAGAUUAUAUUCAAUUCAGGAGACAUUUUCAAUCUCAGUGAAUUCUCAAAUUCACACUGAAAAAUAUAGGCCAUUUCCGAUUCCUGAAACAAAUAGAUCUAUCUUAUCUAUAUUAUACCUCAGGCAUUUGUCAGGAGCAUUUGGGAGCUCUUGUUAUACCUCAAGCCUAUAGACAGUUGCAUGUCUCUUUAACUCAGAAUUUACAGGAAAUAAAGUGGAAAAGAUCAUUUUAAAAGCUAUUUUAAAACUGAGCUUACAUGAGCUUUUCCCCCAAAUUCAGAGUUUGAUAAUCACAGUAUUGUAACAGAUCUACAAGGCAGAAGUCUCUAGGGUAGAGAUGGGGGAAAGCCAUAUUUUUCUAAUGUUGGGAACAUUAAGUUCCAAUUCCAAGAGUCUGGGAUACUCAGUCUUCUUACCUUCAUAGGUUCCCGUUUACAUUCUGUAUCUCCACUUCUUACUUGUAUCUUGGUGUUUUCUUACCAUACACGGACCUAUAUUGGCCAUCCCAAAUGGGACACGUGCUCAACAAUUUACAGGGACGUUCUAUCUGCCUGUUUCUCCUAUGAAGAAGAGAGUAAGGGGACUGAAAGCAUGCUUGUCAGAUUUGUCAGAUGACACAGAGAAAUAAACGAUAUAUCCAGCCUCGACUGGCAGAUUUAGGAUUAAUUUAUUCAGUGAAUAUUCAUUGAAUUAUAACUAUGUACUGACACUAGAAUAUAGACAUCAUUCCAUUUUUCUUAACUACCUGAACAUAAGACUGAAACUAAA